This is a messenger RNA of Cavenderia fasciculata, 417 nucleotides long. RefSeq lists its product as uncharacterized. Lineage: Eukaryota; Evosea; Eumycetozoa; Acytosteliales; Cavenderiaceae. The transcript is spliced from 3 exons. Bases 1 to 417 code for a protein of 138 amino acids. The record is from RefSeq and is a predicted model, not a curated record.
AUGUUUCAUCAUCAAGACUUUAAUAUUGAUUCGGACGACGAUGAUCACGAAUUGUAUCACUACAUUCAUGAUAGAACAUCAGUAAAGACAACGAAAAAGAAUAGACAUCCCAAAAAAAAGUUAUCAAUCUACAAAGAAAAGAAAAUAUUAAAACAAAGAACAAUAUCUUUUAAUCAUGAUCUAUCAAAUGGUCUUUGGGAAAAGACAAGAUUACUCCAGUUACAAAUCCAAGAUACCAUUGAACUGAAAAUAGAAUCGGAUAGACAAAACACUACAUCUAAAUAUGGUGUCAAGUGGGAGGAGGAAAAUACUUUAACAGCAGUGAAUUGGAUCCUCUCUCACCUAACCACAGCAAACCAGAUUUGGCAUCAAUAUCAUCCAUGUACUCGGUACCUUUUAUCAGUCGUAGUACACUGA